UUCCCCCAGCUGGUUGGAAAAAAGCUUGACAGAAGAGGAUAGACCGGUGGAUGUGUCUCAACGUGACUGUUUACUGAUAAAAUAACCUUUUUAUAUUCGACGCUGUAUGUAUUUCUAUACGUGAAAAGAGGCGGUGGGACCGUAUCUAUCCCGUCGGGAAACCGAGUAGCGUUUUUCGUCGAAAUAAAUCCUCAUUUUUGUUUAAUCCAGUUGAUCAGACGUGUUGUUGAUUUCAUCUCGCCGAGCCGACUGUCUAGUCAUUUUUUCCCUGAUAAAUAAGAGCGAUCUCUGUGGAUUAAAUUGAACUACAAAUACGAUGAGUACCUUGAAUUCUGUGGAUCGAGUUGAACUGUGCGACAGCCUUUUAACAUGGAUCCAGACGUUUGGAUUGGAGGCACCAUGCAGAACAGUGGACGAUCUCACAAGUGGGAUCGUCAUGGCCCAGGCCCUACAAAAAAUAGACAUUGUGUAUUUCACUGACAACUGGAUCAGUAGGAUCAAGCCCGAGGUGGGAGAUAACUGGCGGCUAAAGAUCAGUAAUCUAAAGAAGGUGUUGAAAGGUAUACUGGACUACAACCAGGAGGUCCUUCAACAGCAGAUCAAUGACUUCACCCUGCCAGACAUCAACCUGAUAGGAGAACACUCAGACGCUGCAGAGCUGGGCAGGAUGCUGCAACUCAUACUAGGCUGUGCUGUCAACUGUGAACAGAAACAAGAAUACAUCCAGACCAUAAUGAUGCUGGAGGAAUCUGUUCAACACGUUGUCAUGACAGCCAUUCAAGAGCUAAUGAGCAAAGAGUGUCCUGUAAUGGGAGGAAACGACUCGUACGCUGACAUCGAUAGACAGCUGAAGAAGACGGUGGAGGAUUUGAACGAGGCUCUAGCCACCAAGGAGGAGAUCGCACAGAGAUGUCACGAGCUGGACAUGCAGGUGGCAGCGCUACAGGAGGAGAGGGGUAGUCUCCUGGCUGAGAACCAGAUCCUCAUGGAGCGUCUCAACCAGUCUGACUCCAUAGAAGACCUGAACAGCCCUGUAGGACGUAGACACCUGCAGCUGCAGACACAGCUAGAACAGCUCCAGGAGGAGACCUUCAGGCUGGAGGCAGCGAAGGAUGACUAUCGUAUCCGCUGUGAGGAGUUGGAGAAGGAGCUGACAGAGCUGAGAGGACAGAAUGAAGAGCUCACCUCCCUGGCUGACGAGGCCCAGACACUGAAGGACGAAAUGGAUGUACUCAGACACUCGUCAGACAAGGUGUCCAAGCUGGAGGUCAUGGUGGAGUCGUAUAAGAAGAAGCUGGAGGACCUGGGAGAUCUGAGGAGACAGGUCAAGCUGUUGGAGGAGAAGAACACUCUGUACAUGCAGAACACUGUCAGUCUGGAGGAAGAAGUACGCAAGGCCAACACCACGAGAGGACAGCUGGAGUCCUACAAGAGACAGGUGGUAGAGCUGCAGAACAAGCUGUCUGAGGAGUCUAAAAAGACAGACAAGAUGGAGUUUGAAUACAAGAGACUCAAGGAGAAGGUGGACUCUCUCCAGAAAGAAAAGGAUCGGAUGAGGUCAGAGAGAGACUCCCUAAAGGAGACCAUUGAGGAGCUGCGUUUUGUUGAGGCUCAGGAAGGACAACUGUCUACAGGCAUGGUUCCACUCGACAGUAACGAGGGCUCUGAUUCGCUGGCUGCAGAGAUCGUCACCCCAGAGAUCCGGUAUGAUUUGUUGAGUCCCCAGACAGUCCCCAGAAAUCUAGCAUUUUUCUGUUGUUUUGAACUACCCCACAUCACACUGAUGUGUUAUCUGCUGUCAUACUUUCUAAACAUUUCAAAGAUUAGUACUCUGUUUCCGUUUCCGUUAAAAUACGCUAAACCAAUUAGACCUCUUCUUCUCUGGCCGCUUCCCCUCUGGUCGGGUCUUCUGGUCUUAUUAAGUAUAGUUAAACAAACAAACAGACAUGGUGACUGUGUGUGUUCCAGACUGGUGAACCAGAGACUGAUCGAGGGUCAAAGUCAGGUGGAGGAGCUGCAGAGGAGUCUUCAGGAACAGGGCUCCAAAGCAGACGAUUCAAUCAUUCUGAAGAAGAAAAAUGAUGCUCACAUGGAGAAGUUAAGGGAAGUGAACAGUGAACUGCAGAAGAAGUGUGCGCACAUCGAUGACUUGGAGCCCAAGUACACCUCUAGUUCCCAGAAAGUAGAGGAACUGGAAGAGGCGUUAAAGAAGAAGGAUGAAGACAUGAAGCAGAUGGAGGACAGAUAUAAGAAGUACCUGGAGAAGGCGAAGAGUGUUAUCCGGACCCUGGACCCUAAGCAGAACCAGGGCUCGGCACCAGAGGUCCAGACCCUGAAGAACCAGCUGCAGGAGAGGGAAAGGAUGCUGCACUCUCUGGAGAAAGACUACGACAAGACCAAGGCUCAGAGAGACCAGGAGGAGAAACUCAUAGUGUCUGCCUGGUACAAUAUGGGCAUGGCUCUCCAGAAGAAGGCAGCAGAGGACCGUCUGGCCAGUACGGGUUCCGGACAGUCCUUCCUGGCCCGCCAGAGACAGGCUACCAGCACACGCCGCUCCUACCCCGGAUACCCGGGACCCCAGUCCGCCACCGCCAGGUAGACAGGGUGCCGUGACUCUUCAUCCCGACCUUUGACCUCCGACCCUUCCAGGCCAGGUACCACCACGGCCAGUGAUGACAUUACAUGACCAGCGCAGGCAGGGGUGAUGGGCGGGUGCAUGACCAUGGCUUAAUAAUGAGUCGAGCUGAAAAUAACCCUUCAUCAAUUCAACACUAACCCUCAACUCUAACGGAGGACGGGCCGGGCGGGCGGGCCCAGAUUAUGCCCAGGACUGGGGGGGGUAAGGGCUCUCUACAGACCGAGACGGCGCCGCCCUCUCAGAGGCCACCCUAACCUACCGCCCCCCUCCUCCUCCUCCUUCCUUCACAGACCUGCAUCUGCUUGCGAACCUCUAUCGUCAUGACAUACUCUGAGACAACAACAGUCGUCUCUGGUGGGGUAACGGGGAGAGCUGGAGCUAGGGCUGGGGAUAAACAAAACAAAAACAUUUGAAAGAUUCUUCAUGCUGUGUCCAAGGUCAAAGAAACCUCUUGUUCUAAAUGUGUGGUGCAAAGCGAGGACUACAUGGAAGACAGUGUUAUUCUUAGUGACCGGAUGGUUUUCUGUAGACUUUGACAAUGACGAUGAUCAAGCGACUAGCAACACUGUACUGUAAACCUGGUGUGUAUCUGUUGGGUGUUCCACCCACUUCUCUCUCUUUGUGUUUCACUGGGUCUGAGAGGAAAAGAGCAAUAUCAUCAUUUAUUUCACAUGAUCCUCUAAUCAAAUGUGUAUAUACUGAGUGUACAAAACAUUAGACUCUGGACUCUACAAGGUGUCGAAGCCGUUCCACAGGGAUGCUGGUCCAUGUUAACUCCAAUACUUCCCACUGUUGUUCCAAGUUGGCUGGAUGUCUUUUGGGUGGUGAACCAUUCUUGAUCCACACGGGAAACUGUUGAGAGUGAAAAACCCAGCAGGGUUAAAGUUCACGACUCAAACCGGUGCGUCUGGCACCUACUAAUGUUCAAAGGAACUUCAAUAUUUUGUCUCGUCCAUUUCACCCUCUGAAUGGCACACAUACACAAUACAUGUCUCAAUUGUCUCAAGGCUUAAAAAUCCUUCUGUAACCUGUCUCCUCCCCUUCAUCUACCCGGUGUCCCAUGUCUAAAUCAGGCCCUGGUGUCCCAUGUCUAAAUCAGGCCCUGGUGUCCCAUGUCAAAAUCAGGCCCUGGUGUCCCAUGUCUAAAUCAGACCCUGGUGUCCCAUGUCUAAAUCAGACCCCGGUGUCCCAUGUCUAAAUCAGACCCCGGUGUCCCAUGUCUAAAUCAG
Messenger RNA from Oncorhynchus tshawytscha (Chinook salmon), 3867 nucleotides. Its product is annotated as protein Hook homolog 3-like. The record is from RefSeq and is a predicted model, not a curated record. Gene Ontology annotation, molecular function: dynein light intermediate chain binding; microtubule binding. The transcript is spliced from 20 exons. Gene Ontology annotation, cellular component: centrosome; cytoplasm. Gene Ontology annotation, biological process: cytoplasmic microtubule organization; cytoskeleton-dependent intracellular transport. NCBI's taxonomy places the organism in Eukaryota, Metazoa, Chordata, Actinopteri, Salmoniformes, Salmonidae. Bases 317 to 2599 code for a protein of 760 amino acids.